AUGUCUAUGCCUCCUACUCCCCCGAGCGAGCAUGCUAUUGAGAGAGAUCUCCAGGAGACCUUUCCUCCUGCCCCCGGCCAUAGAGAGUUUACGGAGUAUCCAGAUACUCAAGUCAACAUGUUCCAUGUCUCUCAGCACCCACCGAUGUCAACUGUGCGCCGGGGCCAGGCCCCUCGAGCUAGGGCCACCCGGUCCUCUCCCCGUGAGCGGCGUCCCCGCGCCCGGAGGAAUGUCUCUGCUCGCUCUAAGGUAGCCGAGGGAGGUGUACAAAUUGGUGCACCCAUGAGUGUCACAACCGCGCACAUGCUGCACAUUCCCAUCCGUGACAUGCACGCCUGGGCCCAUCGGUCUGCUGAAGAGCGUAUUGAGGAAGCCAGGAAAGAGAAUAAGAUCAAACGGCCAAUGAACGCCUUCAUGAUGUAUCGGUCUGCCUACGCAGAACGAGCAAAGGCGCUCAUUAAUCAAACAAACUAUCAGGUUGUCAAUCGAGAAAUAUCCUUCAGCUGGGCAGCAGAGGCAGAGGAGAUUAAGAAUCACUACCGGGACAUGUCCAAUAUCGAAAAGGACAACCACCACCGCACAUUUCCUGAGUACAGGUUCAAGCCCAAUAGAGGACCAGCAGUCGCAGCGGUAGCAGAGCCAAGUUCUCCAACUCCUCCCGCUAGUGGCUCUUUCGGGGAUCACCCUAGUCCUGCAUGGAGUAAUAGUGAUCUUGAUUAUGCCGCUUCUUUCCACGACCGAUCAAAUGGUCUCGCAUUUGAUCCCCUUUACACCAGCCGCUCCAAAACACCAACAAACUAUCAGGAUCUGGCAGCCAAUGACUACAUGACUCCUGCCUGGAAUGGCUACUAUUCUACAGUCCAGCCUAGUGCCUUACAUGGUGGGAUGUCCCAUGUUGAGGACGUACAUUUCCCCCGCUCCACCCCACCCGCUCAGGAGAUUCAAUAUGGCAUAUCCAAUGGCCUGAAUGGCCUUCCUGGUGGCUCUCACCAUGAUCUGCUUCAGCCUCAACGGGGCCAACCUUUUCCCGGUCGCAUCGGAUCAGACGGCAGUCUGAAUCCCCAGAUGCUCAGCUACGAUACUGACUCUGGAGCUUCAGUAAGCCUUGCCCCAGCGUAUCCUGCAGUUCCGAACCCCUAUCCUGUCUGGGAGGAGGAUUUCGCGGAGCAAUUUUUGAGCAAGUCGGUUCCAUCGGGUACAUCGAGCCCGGCUCCAUUCACUCAUGUCAUGUCGUCUUCUGUUCCGGUUAGCAUGCAGCGAAACCCUUCCUGGGACCACAAACUUGAAGUCAAUGAGACGGGUGAGUCAUGGAAUGUCGUGCAUACCCCUUCGUCAAACUUUUAA
Molecule: messenger RNA, 1344 nt
Organism: Penicillium longicatenatum
Lineage: Eukaryota; Fungi; Ascomycota; Eurotiomycetes; Eurotiales; Aspergillaceae
Product: HMG-box domain-containing protein
Exons: 2
Coding region: 1-1344 (447 amino acids)
Biological process (GO): regulation of transcription by RNA polymerase II
Cellular component (GO): nucleus
Molecular function (GO): RNA polymerase II cis-regulatory region sequence-specific DNA binding; DNA-binding transcription factor activity, RNA polymerase II-specific
Source: RefSeq, a predicted model, not a curated record